AUGGCUUCCCGCCCUGCACCCACCCCCUCGCACUUUUCAAGUUCGGUAUAUCUGGGGGAUCUUUCUCAACUCUUUCAAGAAAUCGAUGCUAUAGAAAAUGGGCCUACACCAUCCACCACAACCAAUACCAAUACCAAUAUCAUCAACGAGGACUCGCACCAUAUGACUACAACCUCUUCUUUUCCAACUCUCCCCUCUGAAACACCCACGUAUAACGAGUAUCGUCCGCAGCUUACCAAUAUGAUACCAUCAGCACCACCACAACCACCACAACCUUCUUCUUCUUCUUCUCAACCACAGCAUCAUCCACCUUUCUUGUACGAUAACUAUACCACAACGACUCCAGAAAACGAUCUAGUGGAUCCACAUGUAGGAUCCAUGCAAAUGCAAUAUUCAACCUUGGAUUUUUCACCUCAUCUUUAUCUAUACAACCCUGAAAACACAGCAUCCAUGGCAUCAACACAACAUGUUCCUCCUCCACAACCAGAUCCACUACCAUCAUUACCAACGACUAUGACAUCACCGACCACGAUUCAAUACGAUGAUACAUCGAUAGCAGCGACGACGCCACAAUACAAUGACACCACAACAUACAAUACACAAGGUCGAUCUAUUACUUUUGCUACAGCUGCCACAAGCAAUGGAUACUUGUUACAACAAACGGAUGCCCUACAAGCAUGGAGAUCUCAGCAAGCAUCAAUGACUAGCUUGAGCAGAAAAACCAGUCGAAGCAGCAUGGGUGGCGGUGGUGGUCCUUUAAGCAGAAGCAACAGCCGUAGUAGUAAUGGGCGUUAUCAAUAUCGUAGUCGUACUAGUUCCUCAUCUGGAAGUGCGAUCACGCUUUAUUCCAACAGCGAGACCCAUCAAUGCAUCGUACCUGGUUGUAACAAGACGUUUUCACGUAAAAGGGAUAUUUGGCGACACUUUUUCUUUGUGCACAAGGGAAUGCCUUUUAUGCACAUGGGUGCUGCUAUUAUGUCAGGUUGGCAAUUCACUUGUGAGAAAUGUGGCAAGGAUUAUUCAAGGAAGGAUUCACUUAAGCGACAUCAACAAAAGAAGCAUCCUGAAUUGUUUGGUUCUUCCUCCACCUCCUCUUCCUCCUCCAAGAAUAAGAAAUAA
Molecule: messenger RNA, 1119 nt
Organism: Lichtheimia ornata
Lineage: Eukaryota; Fungi; Mucoromycota; Mucoromycetes; Mucorales; Lichtheimiaceae
Exons: 1
Coding region: 1-1119 (372 amino acids)
Source: RefSeq, a predicted model, not a curated record